AAUAAGAAGUGAAUGAGAGGGAGUAGAAGGUUAACCCUAACCCCACUUGCAGUUGGAGAUGCAGAUAGGUGAGCUUGCUUGUCCGAGUCCACGGUUGGAUGAUGUAAUAGAGCCGACCGAUGGAACCCUGGGUGGGCCCUACCAUUCUAAAAACUCCCUUAUGCCUAUGGUCCCCUCAAUUAUUUGCACACACACCCUCUCUCUCUCUCUCUCUCUCUCUCUCGCUCCGCACGUGUGACCUCUCCUCCACUCCCAUCCAACGCUCACCGCCAUCUCCUUUCCUUUCCGCAUUAAAUAAACCACUCUCUCUUUGACCAAAGACCCAAAACGCAAGCAACGAAUAUUGUUCACCAUUGCAUUUAAUAUCCCAAAAAAAGAAAUAUAUUCAAAGUGAAAAUAAAAACUAUAAAGUGAGCAUCUGACGUCACCCUACCUUUGACUCUCCCUCUCUCUCUCUUCUUUAAACACCCCUUUCUUGUCCGCUCCAUCGCCUACCUCUCUCUCUCUCUCUCUCUCUCUCUCUCUCUCUCUCUGUUCCUUCCGCGUUUUUGUUUUAUCUUUUAUUUUCUCUCUCAGUCACACCACGGCGGUCACCAUGGUCAGAGACGAUCUCUACAUCACGGUUCCCAGCUUCUUCCGGUGCCCCAUAUCCCUCGACGUUAUGAAAUCCCCUGUCAGCCUCUGCACCGGAGUAACCUACGACCGUUCCAGCAUCCAACGCUGGCUUGACAACGGGAACAACACCUGCCCCGCUACUAUGCAGGUCCUCCAAAGCAAAGAAUUCGUUCCUAAUCGCACCUUACAGAGACUCAUCCAGAUCUGGUCCGACUCGGUCCGUCACCGAGUCGACUCGCCCGAGUCCCCACCCCCCACCGAAUCCCUCCUUUCCAACGACCAAGUCCUCCUAGCCAUCUCCGAGUUGGACACUCGCACCGACAACCGGUUCGACUCGCUCACCAAAAUCGUCCGUUUCGCACAAGAUUCCGAAGAGAACCGCGAUUUUCUUGUGAGAACGGAAUGCUUCGUUCCCGUGCUGGUUGGCUUCCUCGACAAUGUCAAUGGCGGAGUGCAACGGAACGUCCAGUUCCUCGAACAGGUGGUUAAGGCGUUGGAUUUGGUUCUAAGUAAAAUGGAGGAUCGCGAGGGGUUCACAAAUUCGAUGCUGCAGAAGCCGAGUGAGGGACAGAAACAGAAACAUAGCAGCAUAGAUUCACUGCUUCUCGUCCUGCAACAAGGAAGCUGCGAUUCAAGGAUCGUUGCGGCUAGGGUUUUGAAAUCCAUCGCCAUAGACGCGGAAUCGAAGCUUUUGAUAGCGGAAAAGGAAGGCCUGGUAUCCGAAUUGCUCCGUCAAAUAACGCCGAACAGAGAUCCGGAUCUAAUCGAGAACUGCUUGUCGUGCUUGGUGGAAAUUUCAACGCCGAAACGGAACAAAAUGAAGCUAGUGCAUCUCGGAGCCGUUAAGGUGUUCUCGAAGCUUCUUUCGGCUCCGAAUUUGAGCGUUUUGGUGACGGAGAAGGUUCUGAAGCUGGUGGAAACGGUGUCGUCCACGAAGGAAGGGAGGUCGGAGAUAUGUGAGGACACGGCGUGCGUGGCGGCGAUAGUGAACAAGGUUUUGAAGGUGUCGAACGUGGCAACGGAACACGCCGUGACGACGCUGUGGAGUGUGUGUUAUUUGUUUAGGGAUCAGAAAGCACAAGAAGCCGUUACGAAGGCUAACGGCUUGACCAAGAUUCUGCUUCUGAUGCAGAGCAAUUGCUCGCCCCAAGUGCGCCAAAUGUCCGCGGAUUUGCUUAAGAUCUUUCGGGUUAAUUCUAAGUCGUGUCUUUCUUCUUAUGACACCAAGACCACUCAUAUUAUGCCCUUUUGAUCCUCCUCCUUCUGCCUUUGUAAAUCAAACCAAAAUUUUGUUAGUGAAUAGAGACAAAAAGGAUAAUGAAAAUUCAUUUGGAGACUCUCUUUGUGCAAAUCUCGUAUCUCACUGCCAAAUUCAAUACAUAGGAUUUGGAAUUAAUUCUCUUUAGUUUCGAAAGUUUUAAGUGUGCAUUAACGUAACAGACUCUUGUUUUAUGAAAUUAACAGUAUUAUACUUUGCGAGGAACCUUUCUGCAAACGCUAGGUUGCGCAAUUGUUAAACAAAAUUGGCACUGCAUUUGCCGUCUUAUGUAUGCUUUUUUAUGGUAAACUGUUGAGAAGGCAACCGAAUUUCAACACAUUAAUCUGGGGGAGUUAAAGAGACACUUCUCACUUCACUCACUCACCUUAAAUAAACCAAAAUAAUUUGCACAACACUCUGCUUAU
Abrus precatorius (Indian licorice) is the source of this 2298-nucleotide messenger RNA. Its product is annotated as U-box domain-containing protein 27. Gene Ontology annotation, molecular function: ubiquitin protein ligase activity. NCBI's taxonomy places the organism in Eukaryota, Viridiplantae, Streptophyta, Magnoliopsida, Fabales, Fabaceae. Gene Ontology annotation, biological process: protein ubiquitination. The record is from RefSeq and is a predicted model, not a curated record. The transcript has a single exon. The coding region runs from base 596 to 1867 and encodes 423 amino acids.